AUGGCCGAAACAAACGGUACAAGCGCCACUGAUGAAGAAACGCCCCUACCGCUGCCGGAGGUCAAGCUUACAGAGCUAUCGACCGGCCUGGCCUUGCUAGAACCACUCUCGCGAAAGGGUACCGGGCCUGGACUUAUAGUGGUACCGCAUCCUUCCGCCUCGAAGGAGCGGAGAACGGACAUCGACAACGGAGUGCCGGCACCGCUGAUCAAAUGGGCCGAGGAAGGCUACGCUGUGGUUGAAGUGAGGGAGGAAGCAUUUGAUGCGGCCGAGAGUCCGCUGCUGGCCGCGCUGGACGCUCUCAAACAAUGUCAGAAGUGUGACCAGGCAGAUGCCGUUGGCAUCGUUGUAUAUGACACCUUACUCUGGGAUCGUGUGGCGCCUCUGCUCAAGGCGGUCCCUGCUGUCGUCGGAGCAGUCAUCUACACCGACGCGAAAUCAGUCGACAAGCUUACCGAAUCCCCUGUCCCGAGCGUACGACACAUCGCCGGCAGGCCAGAUGGCAAGCUGCCACGCUCCUCCCAACUCACAGCCUACGCUUACGAUACUGCGCCUUCGCUGCUGUUCGCCACACCCUUCUCACUGCACUUCAACUACUCGCAGGAAGCCGUCUCGCACACGCGCAAUCUCAGCUUCCUCAAGCCGCUCAUGAAAGGCCCAUACUUCGACCUGGAAGCCAUUUGGGACGAGCACACGUACUUUGAGUUCGCCGACCGCAGCCCCGCGCGCACCAUGGCGACCAUGGUGCAAGAGCCCUACGUCAACCACAUCCCAACACUGACAGGCGGCAUCGGACGCGACCGCCUCACGAAGUUCUACCAGCACCACUUCAUCUUCAAGAACCCGGACAGCAUCGAGCUCGAGCUCAUCUCACGCACCGUAGGCAUCGACCGCGUCAUCGACGAGUUCAUCGCCAAGAUGACGCACGACACCACCAUCGACUGGCUGCUGCCCGGCAUCCCCGCGACAGGCAAGAAGCUCGAGGUCCCCGCGACCAGCGUGGUCAACAUCCGCGGCGACCGCCUGUAUCACGAGCACAUCGCGUGGGACCAGGCGACGGUGCUGAUGCAGCUGGGCCUGCUGCCGGAGUACCUACCGUACGAGAUCCCGCUGCCGGACGGGCGCAAGCCAGCCCAGGGCAAGAAAUUCGUGUACCGCUUGCCCGUGGCGGGCAGCGAGGCGGUGCAGAAGAUGCGGGACAAGAAUUCGGUGGAGAGUAACCUGAUGUUCGAGUACGGCAUCAAAGAGGUUGACGCUUGA
Messenger RNA from Cyphellophora europaea CBS 101466, 1260 nucleotides. RefSeq lists its product as uncharacterized. Gene Ontology annotation, biological process: polyketide metabolic process. The record is from RefSeq and is a predicted model, not a curated record. The transcript is spliced from 2 exons. NCBI's taxonomy places the organism in Eukaryota, Fungi, Ascomycota, Eurotiomycetes, Chaetothyriales, Cyphellophoraceae. Bases 1 to 1260 code for a protein of 419 amino acids.